AUGAUCUUAUUCAACUGGUUUCUACUGAUUUUUUUCACAAAUGCAUAUGCUCAAAACUGUUCCGAUUACUAUUCGUGUCAAUUAGAACUAUACGAAGAACUUCUGAGAAAAUCUCGCCCAUCGAUACGUCCAGUUCAACGUGAUUCGCAGAAUAUGACUGUUCGGCUCGGAUUUUCGUUGGUCCGACUUGUUUCUGUUAACGAAGAAGAGUCAAAAUUAACUAUCCGUGCACAUAUAAAUCAAACUUGGAAUGCGUCGGUACUCGGUUGGAAAGCGACAGAAUAUGCAAAUGUUCAACAUUUUCGCGUUCCAGCACAUUCAAUCUGGACGCCAAAGAUAGAGUUACUCAAUCCAAGUACAACUGUCGAUUCUGAAGCCAACCAUUUCGUUAAUAUUCGAUCGGAUGGUCUUUGUGAAUUAUCUUAUUCCAGCUUGCUCACCAUUCCAUGCAAUUUCGAUCUAACAAAUUUCCCAUUUGAUCAGCAAACUUGUACAUUCAAAAUGGGUUCGUCGCUCUACGAUAUCAAUGAAGUAUCGAUCGAAAGAGCAUUCGAUUUUGUUAUUGAUGAGCCAGGUUUAAUGCCCAACGGGUAUUAUUUCGUUUCGAAUACUAUUCAACAGCAGACAGCCUAUUUCGCCGGUUUCGAUCGAAGUUACGAUCAAAUUUCGAUCAAUUUCGACAUUCAUCGCCGCUCAACCUAUUUUCUUCGACUUGUCAAUUGGCCAGGUUCAAUUCUCAUGUUGUUAACAUUGACAAUCUUUUUUCUUCCACCGUCUGCUCCUGAACGAAUCGUCUAUAGCUCGAUCUUACUUGUUUGUCAAUUUCUUCUGCUAAUUAUGUUUGCUUUUUAUGUUCCAAAACGACUGGGUACGACGUGGCCAUGGAUGGGACGCACGAUUUUCUACGAUAUUUGUUUAACAGGCAUGACAUUAGUAUUUUCGGUCUUAGUUCGCAUGCUUUCGGAUGAAAAAUAUUUUGCAUCUGAACGACCAUCAAUCAAAAUACGUAAUUUUGUUUUUGGCUUCUUAUCCAAACUUGUUGGCUUUCGACGAUUGUCAUUCACAACACUGAUUGCUGGUCGCGAGAGUGAAUACGAUAUCAAUGAUUCUGUUAUGGAACCUUUAACCUCUGUUGCGAACAACUCCGCAGGUAUUGCUGCUGAUUCUCAAAAUGUUCCGUCGAAUAUUCUAAAUCGUGAUGUGUGCUUAUCAACUUCGAGAACAAUGGGUUGUUGUGGGUCAGCGCAAAAGAAGCAUGACAAACCAACUCGACCAUCGAAUUUAGUUCGGUUAAAUAACGAUGCCAGAUCGGAUCUUUCAGAUGCGAUCAUUAACGAUCUAUUAACUAAAACCAAAUUUAGUAAACAGGAGAUUCUUGACUGGUGGCAUGGUUUCCUAGCGGAUUGUCCCACAGGUCUAUUAGAUAAAAAGAAAUUCAUUGAAGUUUAUCAAUAUCGCUAUCCGAAUGGUAAAGCAAAAAACUUUUGCAACCACGUGUUUCGUACGUUUAAUCCCGAUAUGAAAACUCAUGCCAUUGACUUUCAACGUUUCAUGUGCGCGAUCGAUAUAACAUUAAAUGGAAGUACGGAUGAGAAACUCGAAUGGGCAUUUGCAAUGUAUGAUGUCAAUGGCGAUCAACGCAUCUCGAAACAUGAAAUGUCAAGUGUUGUUCAAUCGAUGUUUGAUUUAUUAGGUAAAGAUAAACGAGGAGGCAACAAUCCACGUCGACAUGUCGAUCAAAUCUUUUCACGUAUUGAUGUCAAUCAAGAUAAUUAUGUUAGCAAAGAAGAAUUUCUUCGCGGAUGUAAAGCUGAUGAACAAAUUCGAACAAUUUUAGCGCCACAUUAUUAA
Adineta ricciae is the source of this 1851-nucleotide messenger RNA. The record is from the annotation of a GenBank genome assembly. NCBI's taxonomy places the organism in Eukaryota, Metazoa, Rotifera, Eurotatoria, Adinetida, Adinetidae.